GAAGAGAUGGGGCGGGCAUCCGGGCCCGCGGGGCCGGAUCUCCGAAUCUACGAAGCUCCGCGAUCCCGGCCGAUGUUAACGUACAGUACAGUCAAAUCCCAUAAGUUUAACACAGGGCAGCCGAUAAAAUGUCUCAAUUAAUGUUCCAUGGGGACUCAUUUUUGCCAAAUACUGCUACCUGGAGCAGUUACUACUUCUUUGGAGUAAACCCUUGAUCAUUUUUCCUUUAUCAGGCUCAGCAUUUCUGUCCGGAUUGACACUCUCUGUCACCGCCAACAUGUCGAUUCCAUCAGGCGUUGAUGUACCGAACGAAUGUGUUGCCGCUUUCAAGGAGCUCCUAUAUAAAAGAGGCGCCGACAAACUUGCCUUUGUGAUUUACAAAAUCUCCGACGACAAAAGAUCCAUCGUUGUGGAGGAAAGCUCUUCUGAAAAGAGCUAUGAAGUAUUCCUCCAAAAGCUCACUUCGUCUGUUGACCAUGAAGGAAAACGUGCACCUCGUUAUGCAGUAUACGACGUGGAGUAUGACCUGAACAACGACGGUCGAAGAGCAACCACGGUCUUUAUCAGUUGGGUACCCGAGGAAACAUCUACCAUGUUUCGCAUGUUAUAUGCCGCUACCAAGGAGCAACUCCGAAGAGCGCUUGAUGUCAAGGUUUCAAUUCACGCAGAUCAUCCAUCGGAUAUAGAAUGGAAGACGGUCUUGAGAGAAGCUAGUGGAGGGCGAGUUCGAGUCUAGGUUUUGAUCGGUGCUAUUAACAGCUCCCAACUUUCAUUUUCAGCCAUUCUUAUCUGCAUAAUGGUCCCUGGCAAAAUUCUGCUAUCACUUGCACGGCCUUCACUCGUAUUCUCUUUGGUACUGUAAAUAAUUUCACUGAUAGCUAAGGAUGAUGUACUGUACCAUGACUACUUAUUCUAGG
Paecilomyces variotii is the source of this 917-nucleotide messenger RNA. RefSeq names its product cofilin, actophorin. The record is from RefSeq and is a predicted model, not a curated record. Gene Ontology annotation, molecular function: actin filament binding. NCBI's taxonomy places the organism in Eukaryota, Fungi, Ascomycota, Eurotiomycetes, Eurotiales, Thermoascaceae. Gene Ontology annotation, cellular component: actin cortical patch; actin cytoskeleton; cytoplasm. The transcript has 5 exons. Gene Ontology annotation, biological process: actin filament depolymerization; actin filament severing; cell motility. The coding region runs from base 278 to 736 and encodes 152 amino acids.